UGCAACUGCUUAAAAGCAUUUGCGUUGCUUUCAUUCCAGUGGCAGAGUUGCAGAGCUGAGGCCCCGUCCCGCCACUGCACGGUUCGUUUCAUAUUCUUCGCUUAUCUGCAUAUCUUUCUCGAUUCCUCCACGCCGUUCUGUUGACAGUACAUGGAGAAUCUCAGGGUCAUGAAUGACGGAGAUAUUCCCUUUGAUGUUUUAUCUCGGUUGCCAACGAAGACUCUUGUUGAAAUGAGGUCCGUUUCUAAAGGGUGGCAUGAACUUAUUUCAGACCGCUCAUUUGUACAAGCUCAGUUCCAGAAGACUGGAUUGACGUUAUCUGGUUUCAUCUUUCAAGAGAAAUACCAAAAAUGCCUUGACGAUAUAAAAACAUUUAGCUAUAUGCCAGUAAAUGCAGAUUCUAAGGUGCAGAAAAUGGUCCUUGGUUUCCUGCCCGAGGAUGUUGUCAUUUUGGCAUCCUGUAAUGGCCUGGUUUGUUGUAGAAGUUGCUUCCCUACACAACGCCCUACAAUAAUCUACGUCUGCAAUCCUUUGUUUGAGAAGUGGGUGAGUUUUGAAGUGGCUCAGCUGGACAGGUUCAGCAACAUUGCUCUAGCAUUUGAUCCCAUCCUGGACCCUGUAAACACUUCAACGAAUUUCAGAAUAGUUAGAAUUCAGCAGUUGGAGAAUGAGCAAGAGGAAUUGCACUACACGUUUAAAAUAUACUCUUCAAAAACAGGAACCUGGAAGGAAUCAAAUGAAGUAUGCUAUUCAAAGGGCAACUUGUUGAAGAACAAAGGCAUUUAUGCUAAAGGGAUCUUACAUUGGCUUACUGAUACGGAUCAAAUCCUUGCAUUUGAUACAGAGAAAGAACUAUCUCUGUUGAUUUCAUCUCCAAUUCCUGUCUUGGAAUUUUUCAUCAAUGUCCCUGGAACAUGCAUUGGAGAAUCCAUGGGCUUGCUACAUUUCAUCAUGAUCUGUGAAGAUGGAAUUAUUGUUUGGUAUCUGGAAGAUUAUUUUGAGACAAAAUGGAUGCUCAAACAUUCAAAACGGCUCCAAGUGAUUGAGGAAGAGAACCCAAGAAUGUUUUUCAAGUUACAAAAGAGCAUGCAACAGAAACUGGUUGCGGGUAUGGAUCCAUUGAUGGAUCCCUUAGCAUUUAAAGAUGAGGUCUUAUUGAUGAGGGUGUAUUCAACAAUCUAUUUCUACCACACUGAAACAGGCAAGGUGAUGGAAGUCUGUAACGUUGCCAGUUUGGGUCCAAACCCCUAUGUUGAUCCUUCAGCGAUUCCUUAUUCGUUGAGCUUGGUUCCCUUGAACGUUUCUCUCUCACAUUUUGACUCAAACAGCAACAUAACCCCCAGCGAGAACUAGUAAUCCACUGAUGUUUUCCCAUUUGUGGAAUAGAUAGCUAAUAAGCUUUUCUCUCUUUUCAUUGGAAUAUAAUGGGGUAGGAUUUUGGAUAUAAUAGACAAAGUUUAGGCUACAGAUCACUUUUUAUUCCUAUGGCAGCAUAGGGCGUGAAGUUGCAUGUUAUUUCCCUUCUAUCUUGGGAAGUUAUAUGAACU
This is a messenger RNA of Cucurbita moschata (crookneck pumpkin), 1547 nucleotides long. Its product is annotated as putative F-box protein At3g23950. Gene Ontology annotation, molecular function: protein binding. The transcript is spliced from 2 exons. The record is from RefSeq and is a predicted model, not a curated record. The coding region runs from base 151 to 1353 and encodes 400 amino acids. Lineage: Eukaryota; Viridiplantae; Streptophyta; Magnoliopsida; Cucurbitales; Cucurbitaceae.